This is a messenger RNA of Brugia malayi, 645 nucleotides long. RefSeq lists its product as uncharacterized. NCBI's taxonomy places the organism in Eukaryota, Metazoa, Nematoda, Chromadorea, Rhabditida, Onchocercidae. The transcript is spliced from 3 exons. The coding region runs from base 1 to 645 and encodes 214 amino acids. The record is from RefSeq and is a predicted model, not a curated record.
AUGAUAUUUCUUAUAAGUGCUGCAAAUUGCAUACCGGAAAAACUGCAAAUUUCACACCGGAAAAACGGAUUAUUUAUCGCAUUCUCAUCAAUUUGCACACCUCAAACUAUCAUCUUCACAAGACAGGUUAUCAUCACGGGGCAAUUAUCACGUUCUCAGGUACGUGCAAUUAUGUCACGUUUUGAUUCGUAUUCACGUGAAGAGCAGAAAGCAUUUAUCAAUGGUUUCCUGGGAAUGAUUUAUGAUAAUUAUGAUACCACAAGACGUAUUCAAAGUACCGUUGAUGGUAUCAAUCGUAUUGUUAUCACCAUUCUUAUCAUUUUACUUCUGUCUGCCACUAUUGCAUUAUUAUUUGCCUGUAUAAUGGGUUGUCGAAGAUCAGAAUCAGAUAUACUCGUUGUGGAGAAUCUGAAUCAGAUCAGAAUCACAUAUACUCGUUGUGGAGAAUCAGAAUCAUAUAUACUCUUCGUGGAGGAUCAGAAUCAGAUAUACUCUUCGUGGAGGAUCAGAAUCAGAAAUACUCGUCGUGGAGAAUCUGAAUCAGAUAUUUUCUCUGCGGAAAAGCAAAAUCCGAUACUUUCUCUGCGGAAAACAGAAUCACAUAUACUCGAUGCGGAAAAUCAGAAUCAAAUACUCUCGUCUUAG